CAAACGCGCGUUCUCGGCGGAUGCGUGGCUUUGCCUUUGCGGCACAUCAUACACGCAGCAUCACCGUGCGCAACCCUUUGCAACUACACAUAUCUAAAGCACCGACGCCCCGGACGCAAAGCACCGACGCCCCGGGCGUCCGGUGUACCCAUGCAUGCUUUCAAAUUGAAGUCAAGAUCAUUCGAUCAAGAUUCAAUUCACGAUUGCAAUUGCAAUUCUUGGCUCUCUCAUCAAUGCUCGACGGUGACUUGCGACUGGACUCUGGACUGCAUGCCUCGCGAUAACCAAAAGCUUGCAGUCAUUAGGGCGAGUCGUGAUUGCAUGACACUCGUGUGAUAGCCAAGUCGUCAAGAGCAAAGCUAGAGCAAGGCAGUCAAGCGCUACUACUAUCCCUCUCGGUUGCUCAAAGGUCGAAGACACGUAAUGAGCGAAGAACGGAACGGGCCGAAGGCGGACGAGCUGGUAGCUUCAAUUGAGCAGCUAAGCUCACAAAUCGUAGCAAGCUCGCCCAUUUAUAAUUUUGUGCUGCAAAAUGUGCAGAUCGAGCAAGCAUCCUCUGGCGGUGUCACUGCCCUCUUGCCGCUGACAGACAGGCACAGCAACAGCAAGGCCAUCUUGCACGGGUCGGUCACUGCCACGCUAGUGGACUGGAUCGGUGGGUUGGUCAUUGCUGCCGCUUCGUCUUCACCCCUCCAGGCCAAACGCGGGGUCUCGCUUGACAUUCACAUCUCUUAUAUUGGAGCGGCAAAAGCUGGACAAGAUCUUCGUAUAGAAGGCCGGGCAGACAAAGUAGGCAGGUCAAUUGCCUUUAUCGCCGUUCGGCUGACUGCGUAUGACAAAGGCACCAAUACUAAUGGCAGGCUAGUGGCCACAGCAACGCACAACAAGUUCAUCGCAUAACACUCAGACACAUUGUAGACACAGGAAAAGUCUGUCCUUAGCUCAAGAUUGGCAGCGAGGUGCAUUGCAGAUAUGUGUAAAGGACAGGUGCUGCUGCAAAUGCAGAUCGCAGUCUGAUAAGGAUGGUGUUGACGAAGACGAAGACUGUGGCAAUGUAUUCCGUCGCUAACAAUACGGAGACGACUAGAAGUGGAUGCUUUCACCAGCGAUGGUCUUCCCAUUCAAGGCUCUGACUUUGUUCAGGGCGGCCUUGCCGACCAAUUUGGUGGCGUAGUCGUUGUAGAGAUUUGGCAAGAAUGAGAC
Molecule: messenger RNA, 1203 nt
Organism: Ceraceosorus guamensis
Lineage: Eukaryota; Fungi; Basidiomycota; Exobasidiomycetes; Ceraceosorales; Ceraceosoraceae
Product: Thioesterase/thiol ester dehydrase-isomerase
Exons: 4
Coding region: 424-900 (158 amino acids)
Molecular function (GO): fatty acyl-CoA hydrolase activity
Source: RefSeq, a predicted model, not a curated record